Messenger RNA from Spodoptera exigua (beet armyworm), 3218 nucleotides. The record is from the annotation of a GenBank genome assembly. NCBI's taxonomy places the organism in Eukaryota, Metazoa, Arthropoda, Insecta, Lepidoptera, Noctuidae.
AUGGUGGAAAGUAAAUGUAUAUCGGCUUAUUCAAUUAACUUUCGAGAGGACUGCGCCCCGAAGCUGGUGGUGUCAGGUAGGGGGGGCAGGCCCCUGCGCCGACUCCUGCUUCUGUCGUACGUGCCGUGCGGGUUCUGGCCCCGGCUGUGCGCCCGACUACUGGCUGACCAGCAACUCGCUGACGCUCCAUACACGCUAUACAAGUUGCCAGCCGAGAUGGAACUCGAUGAUACUUUAACCAAGGCGUUAGAACUGUCCUGGGGCUGGCGUCUUUGGAAGAGUGGCGCCCGAGUGUCCACUGGGGCUCUAACUAUGUUAUCCCUGAGGGAACUACCUCCCAGGAGGGACGCCCUGCUUCCAGGACCGGCUGACGAUGAACCCAUUGAUGACCUGUACCAUAAUAUUAAGUUCAGGGUACGACAGGAAGGUGCAUGGUGCGAGCUGGAUGUCCAGUCCUCGGCCUGCGUCGAGAUAUUAUUACCGGCACAGGUGUGUGUCAUUCGGAGGGAUGAUGGGUUGCCUAUCGCAGGGUAUCAGAGUAUCAGCUUGGAGCCGAGUCCGGAGGUCUUGGCGAAGGUGCUGGCCCUGGUUUCUGAUCACGUGGACCUGUUGCUGGAGGACUGGUAUCCCUCACUUGGCACUCGCUUCGUGCAUACGUCGGAGGGUCGGUGCCUGAUCACUCGCGUGGUGCCGUGUCCGGAGUGCCUGCAGCCCGCCCCGCCCUCACAUGAACACGAACAUCUCGCACAGGCAUUCAGACGCUUAGAGCUGGGUCCAGCGGAGCCACGUCGUCUCCGUCUGUCUGAGGAGUCAAGGGCUUCUGACGGAGACAGCGGCGUUGGGGCCGAAUCCAACGCGUCGUCCCGUUUAGGUUCAGUGGAGGGCGUGGUAGGGCAGGACCCCCCCCGAUACAGCGCGGCGACGGCGUGGACGGUGGAGCAGUGCAUCCUGGCGGCCUGCACCAACACCGCGCUGCACUGCCCCCUGCACAACGACACCGCGCUGCAACUCAGGCUCGUCGCGCCCGAUACUCUCUUACUAGACGUAGAGGAAACAAAGAGGGCCCGAUGGGAACAUAUCCAAAGGGGCGCGGUAGCCGGCCGGGGGGCCUUCGGUACCGUCCUAUCAGCCAUAUGGAAGGUCCCACCAGGCUCUCACGGCCCCACGGAGCCCGUACACGUGGCUCUGAAGGCUCUACAACCUGUCCCUCCUCCGGCGAGCAGCGAUACUGCAGCGCAUCAUGCUUAUAAGGCGGCUUUAUCCCGCUGGGAGCGUGAACCCACGGCGGCGGCGUGUCGCGCGUACUGCGGCCUGCGCCAGGAGCUGAGCAUCCUCAGCCAGCUUCGCCACCACCACGUGUUGCCACUGCUGGCAGUCUGCGCGGCCCCAUUAGCUCUAUUACUGGCGUUGGCACCAUGCGGAGCUCUGGACGGGGUGCUCCGUAGUUACCGGUCCUGCGGCGCGCGCUGCUCCCCCCGCCUGGCGCGGGCCCUCGCCCUCCAGGUGGCCAGGGCGCUGGAGUACCUUCACGCACGGAGAGUGGUCUAUAGGGACCUGAAGUCGGAAAAUGUUUUAGUUUGGAAGAUGCCUCGUCCCGGCGAAGAUGUCAAUGGCACUACGCUUAACGUACACGUCAAACUGGGAGAUUACGGUAUAAGUAGGCUGGCUCCCCCAUCGGGGACGAAAGGUUUCGGUGGAACUGAGGGCUUCAUGGCGCCCGAGAUCAUGCGGUACAAUGGAGAGGAAGAGUAUAAUGAGAAGGUGGACUGUUUCUCCUACGGUAUGUUGUUGUACGAAAUCGUGACUGUCCGACAGCCGUUUGAAGGUCACGAAGCUGUAAAGGAAGCCAUCUUGGAGGGGGCCAGACCCUCACUGUCUCCGAGGGACCUGGAGUACCCUUGCUGCAUGCUGGAGAGCAUGCGGCGAUGCUGGGCGGGCGCGCCGGCGCUGCGUCCGUCGGCGGCGGCGCUGGUCAGCGUGGCGGCCGCGCCCGAGUACAUAGCGCUGGCCGACGCCGCCGCCGCGCGACGGGCCCUCGCCGCCGCCGCCACGCCCAUACGGAACGUUAGCGAGGAAGGAGUCCCUGGGUGGGAGAUAUGGUACGGUGGGGGGGAGCCGGAGCGAGCUCACACUCUACUGAGCACCGCGACCUGCUUCACCCACCACCAUACCGUCAGGGUACCGCCAGAUAAAGCGGAACCUGUUAUGGUUACCGCUAUAUGUCGGGUCGGGAACAAGAUCUGGUUGGGAGACUCCGCUGGCAGGAUAACAGUAUAUUCUGCAGCAAGUUGUGCCCAAGAGUGGUCGGUGCGAGUCCAGGAGGCUGUGGGAGGAGCGCCCUCCCCCGUGGCCGCGUUACACCCACUACCUCAGCUACGGAGGGUCGCGUUAGCACUCGCUUGUGGAAGACUAUUUUUGGUAUCGUCACGUCGACCUGAAGCUGAGGGCAGCUUCGUUUUGACUGAACUUGGAACUGCAACUGAGCUCCUCUGCCUAACCGCUGUGCCAUCGCCGCAUGGAUGGGAGGUUUGGGCGGGAGGGGACGGCCUCUACUCCUACUCAGUGAAUGAGGGCGGAGUGUGCGCUGCGGACGUCCUCCCUGCCUCACCUCGAGUCACUCUCAUUGCUGCAUCCAAUGAUGAACCGUUUGUCGCCGUUUAUUGUGAUCCGGGUGUAUGCGUGUACCAAUGGUCUGUGCGUACGAAACAGCAGUGCGCGAGAUUGGACUGCAGUAAGCUGGUCCCCUGCUCCGAAUCCUUGCAGUCCAUAGCCCUGGAUGAACAUCUUAGUGAAGAUAAGUGCAGGGUAACAGCGCUAUGCGCUCUCCGCUGCGAACUCUACAUAGGUACAGCCUGGGGAUGCAUCAUAGUCGCUGACUCCACGACCCUGCGACCUCUAACCGUCUUCCGACCUUAUGAAGAAGAUGUAAAAUUGAUCAUACCCCUGCAUCCACAUAGAGAAGAGGAACCAGGUAUGAUAGCUACCUUCGGACACGGGUACCGGCCUUUACUGCAGCGAUACGCGCCUCAUAACUCAAACACAACGAAUACACACAAUGGUUACUACUGCCUCCUAUGGCGUACGCAGCAUUGGUUUCCAGAUUAAGCGACACAAGACUAUCCCUGGACUAAAUAUCAAAGCAAUGCUCUUAAAAAGGCAUCUACGGUAAGACGCGUGGACUGAAAAGACAGACAAACAAGAUUAUUUUAUGUACAUAU